Molecule: messenger RNA, 2472 nt
Organism: Bipolaris victoriae FI3
Lineage: Eukaryota; Fungi; Ascomycota; Dothideomycetes; Pleosporales; Pleosporaceae
Exons: 4
Coding region: 1-2472 (823 amino acids)
Biological process (GO): regulation of transcription by RNA polymerase II
Molecular function (GO): RNA polymerase II cis-regulatory region sequence-specific DNA binding; DNA-binding transcription factor activity, RNA polymerase II-specific
Source: RefSeq, a predicted model, not a curated record
AUGACCGAUAUCCGCCGGUCACGUUCAAAUACAUCAAUGUCUACCCGGAGUAACCGCCCGCCCUCGCGCGCGUCGACGACAAGCGUCCAUUCGUUUGAGCAAUUCCAACAACCGCAGCAAUCUCGGGCCGCCCAAUUUCCUCAGCAGCCGCAGUACCACGCACCCUUCACGACGAGUGAAGCUUUGCAGCCUGCACUAAUCCAAGCUGCCCAGCAGGUCAGCGCGCAGGACCACCUCAUCAAUAUGAGCCUGGAAAGCGUCCAGCAGUACCUCGGUUACCCGGCCGACUCAACCACGAAUCAGCCUCAACCAAAUGGGCAGCCUGCGCAAACAGAUCACCACGGCUACCACAACCCCCUCCCACAGCAAUCGCAACUUUCGCAGCUUUCGCAACACUCGCAGCAUUCACAGCAACACAGCUUCAUGGCUCCGUCGGUGGACAACGAAGACAAGAAGAAGAGGGCCUCCACCUCGGGAGCGGCGACCAACGACAAGGAGUUGCGCCAGUUGCUGAACCAGAACGAGGGUCGUAAUUUGAAGGACGUUGCGGCCGAGGUUAUCCAGAAUGAUCGGACGUCCAAAUCAGAGAAAUCGAAGCAGCUGUUCGCCAUGCUGUGGCUGCAGUCAGUUUGUCGCGUCGCAAAGACGUCUGUCCCACGCAACCGCGUCUACUCCAAGUACGCAGAACGCUGCGGCACCGAUCGCGUCAUUCCCCUCAACCCGGCCUCCUUCGGAAAGCUUGUUCGUGUCAUCUUUCCCGGUAUCCAAACUAGGCGUCUCGGUGUUCGUGGAGAGUCCAAGUACCACUAUGUCGAUCUGGAGCUUAUCAACGAUGGAGGCGAUGGCGACGAGGCGCGCCGGCCUAGCACUGGUGCUGCUGCGCAUCAUGCUAUGAAGCGUCAAACUUCUGGCACUCCCAGACUCAACCUCGACGCCAUCCCACGUCUCCCUGCAGACAACUCACAGUUUCCUCCUCGAGAACCAAGGGCAGAGUCUCACAACACCUUUUAUACUCCGACCUCAUCACGCGGUGUGCUAUUCACCGAUAUCUAUUCGUCGCAUUUCCAACCAUCGCAGUCCCGCACAAAAUCCUCAUACGAACACGAGCUCAAGUUUCCCACGCCGGACAUCCUUGAGGCCCCAGAUGCGUUUGUCGUCGAAUUGCCGGAUAUCAAGCCGUAUCUGCCAGCCCGUACCGACCCUGACUCUGCUGACAACCUGGUCGCUAUGUACCGCUCACAUGUCGUCUCACUAGUGGACUCUGUACGAUACUGCAAGGAGAAACAGUUUUUUCGCUUGUUUGGCACUUUCCACGGUACUUUGACUGUGCCAGUGCAGAAGUUGUUUGCAACACCAGAGCUAGCGCCAUGGAUUAGAGAGUGUGACUGGAUGAUGUAUCAGAAGAUGAUUCGGAACGUCUCUCAGCUGACGCUCCAAGUAGCACCGCCGCCAGUUUUGAAGUUUCUUGACAAUGUCGCGAAGACGCUGCAUGCGCACAUUGCUGCCAAGUUCAUGUCCUUACCAGUCCAUGUGCUUGAGGCAAAACUGGAACCCGCUACAUUGUUCGCUCACCUACUACGACAGAUGCUCCGCGUCAACUCAGCAGCACACGCAGCAGCCGUCAUGCUUACAGCGGAGAGCCAUCGGACUCAUAUGUACGCCGAUUGGCUCCAGCACGUGAACAUCAAGCGCAUCAUUGCGAACGAGUUGCCUGCUUCAUGCGCGCACGAAGAAGUGUACAAUAUUCUUACGACCGAGAUCCGGUCAAUGUUGGGCCCGCUUCCACAAGAGAUCCAGUUACCCUCUGGGACGAUACAUCGAGCAGCAUACCCCGACCCACCCGCUGAUCCAUCUGAGUCGGUCAUUGAUCGCAUCGCAGCAUUCCUAACUCGACUACCUUCACGGUUCCCUGGCGCACACGCGCGGACUAUUAUGCAUUGCAUCAGCGCACUCGGUUCUGCAGCGCUAAGAGAAAUCACAGUAGAGAACGGAAUCAGUUUCCAAGGAUGGUGGCUCACCAAGGUAUUCGUAGAUGAAAUGGCACAAUGGCUGGCAUCUAUAGGAGGUUUCUUGGGCCACUCACCGCCAGACUGGACGUCUUCGAAUUACUCUCCUGUAAUGGGUGACCCGCUCAACGCGGGCAUGACCAACGGUGGCAGCGGCAGUAACAAUGAUAGCCGUUACAGUAGCCUUGAGGCCGACUUUGGCCCUGACCAGUCGUUCAUGUCGACCACUAGCCAUGUAACUAUCCAGGAUACCGGAUCUAACCAGGAAGUCAAUACUGGACGCUUUACUCAACAGUCAUCACAGUAUAACAUGAGCUUUAGUUACGAUUACAAUUUGAACCCGUCACAACAAGAGUCGAACCACGACGACAGUGGUAUAGGCCUUGGCCUAGGUGGUCAGGAGGACGGUAUUGACGCCAAAUUUGCGUCCCAUCUCUCUUCUGCUCUCUCGCAGAGCGUCAGCUAG